Messenger RNA from Anolis carolinensis (green anole), 12972 nucleotides. RefSeq names its product ATP binding cassette subfamily A member 3 (gene abca3). Gene Ontology annotation, molecular function: ATP hydrolysis activity; ABC-type transporter activity; lipid carrier activity. Lineage: Eukaryota; Metazoa; Chordata; Lepidosauria; Squamata; Anolidae. Bases 125 to 5257 code for a protein of 1710 amino acids. The transcript has 31 exons. Gene Ontology annotation, cellular component: membrane; intracellular membrane-bounded organelle. The record is from RefSeq and is a predicted model, not a curated record. Gene Ontology annotation, biological process: transmembrane transport; lipid transport.
GGGCGGCUACGUCAGAAGGGGGAGGAGCUUGAAGGGAACACCAGGGUCAUCAUCCUCAUCAUCCUCCUCAUUCCUCUCACCAGCCGCAGCAGGAGCAGGAGCUGGCGAGCCGCAUCCUGCAAGGAUGGUGGUGCUACGGCAGUUUGGGCUUCUCCUUUGGAAGAACUACAUCUUGCAGAAGCGCCAGAUCCUGGUGACGGUCAUUGAGAUCUGCCUGCCGCUGCUCUUUGCGGCCAUCCUCAUCGCCCUCCGCCACCGUGUCCAUUCGGUCGACCACCCCAACGCCACCCUCUACCAGGCAGAGACCUUGGCCACGCUGCCCGCUUUCUUCCGCCACUGGCACCCCAAGCCUUGGGAGCUGGCCUUCGUCCCGUCCAACAACACGGCCGUGGAGAGCCUCGCGGAGACCGUGGAGCAGGCUCUGCGGGCGGCAAGCGUCGACGUCAAAGCCCGAGGCUUCCUAUCUGAAAAAGAUUUUGAAGACUACAUCCGAUUUGACAACCAUUCCGGCAAUGUGUUGGCUGGGAUUGUUUUCGAGAACUGCUUUGCUCACAGCCAGGAAGCCUUGCCUCUCCAGAUUAGUUACCACUUGCGCUUCAAGUACAGCCCGAGGAAUGCUCCUCAGAGCGAGCAGACGGGUUUGAACCCCAACCUGGACCGGGACUGGCACACCAGCUACCUCUUCCCACUGUUCCAGUUGCCAGGUCCGAGAGAAGCCAAGUCCGAUGACGGAGGGACGCCAGGCUACUACCGGGAAGGCUUCCUGGCGGUCCAGCACGCGGUGGACAAGGCGAUCAUCGAGUACCACGCGAACGCUUCGGACGCUGAUCUCCUGAGCAGGGUGACGGUGGUGGUGCAGCGCUUUCCGUACCCGCCGUACGUCAACGACGUCUUCCUCCUGGCCAUCCAGAACCAGCUCCCGCUGCUGCUGAUGCUGAGUUUCACUUACACCUCGCUCAACAUUGUUCGCGCCGUGGUGCAUGAAAAGGAGAAGAAGCUCAAGGAGUACAUGCGCAUGAUGGGCCUCAGCAACUGGCUGCAUUGGACGGCAUGGUUCCUCAUGUUCUUCCUCUUCCUCUUGGUGUCCGUCUUCUUCGUCACUGUGCUCUUCUGUGUCAAGGUGAGCGAGCAAGGAGCGGUGCUGACAAACAGCGACCCAACCCUGGUCUUCACCUUCCUGACAGUCUUCUCGGUCUCAUCCAUCGCCUUUAGCUUCAUGGUCAGCACCUUCUUCUCCAAAGCCAACGUGGCGGCGGCUGCGGGUGGGUUCCUCUACUUCUUCUCCUACAUUCCUUACUUCUUCAUCUCCCCGCGUUACGACCUCAUGAGCCACAGCCAGAAGCUGUCUUCCUGCCUCAUCUCCAAUGUCGCCAUGGCCAUGGGAGCCCAGCUGAUUGGCAUGUUUGAAGGGAAAGGGACCGGCGUGCAGUGGAGGGACCUUAUGAAGCCGGUCAGCGUGGACGACAACUUCACUUUUGCUCACGUUCUGGGGAUGCUCCUCUUUGACUCAGUGUUGUACGGCUUGGUGGCCUGGUACGUGGAAGCCGUUUUCCCGGGAGAGUAUGGCAUCCCGCAGCCCUGGUAUUUCUUCGUCACGCCUUCGUAUUGGUGUGGGAGUCCUCAGACAGUUUUGGGGAAGGAGAAAGAAGAAGAAGAAGACCCGGAGAAGGCCCUGAAAAGCCAGUACAUUGAGGAGGAGCCUUCCGACCUGGUCUCCGGCAUCAAAAUCAAACAUCUAUCCAAGGUCUUCAAGGUGGGAGGGAAGGCCAAGGAGGCCGUCCGGGACCUGACCCUGAACAUGUACGAGGGACAGAUCACGGUACUUUUGGGCCACAACGGCGCUGGGAAGACCACCACUCUCUCCAUGCUGACUGGGCUGUAUCCUCCAACGAGUGGCCAGGCGUACAUCAAUGGCUAUGAGAUUUCUCAGGACAUGAUUCUGAUCCGGAAAAGCCUCGGCCUUUGCCCACAACAUGAUGUCCUUUUUGAUCAAAUGACAGUGGAAGAACACCUGCGCUUCUAUUCCGGGUUGAAAGGAUUCCCUGUAGAGAAAUGCCCGGAGGAGAUCAGUCGCAUCCUGCACAUCCUCUGCUUGGAGGAGAAACGCUACUGCCUGUCGAAGGCUCUGUCUGGAGGGAUGAAGCGGAAGCUCUCCAUUGGCAUUGCGCUCAUUGGGGACUCCAAGGUGGUGAUGCUGGACGAGCCCACCUCUGGCAUGGACCCCGUGUCUCGCCGAGCCACGUGGGACCUCUUGCAACAGCAGCGGAGCAGCCGCACCAUCCUGCUCACCACGCACUUCAUGGACGAGGCAGAUCUUCUGGGAGACCGCAUUGCCAUCAUGGCCAAGGGGGAGCUCCAGUGCUGCGGGUCGUCGCUCUUCCUCAAGCAUAAAUACGGUGCAGGAUACCAUAUGGUGAUGGUGAAAGAGCCGUGCUGCAACCUUGGAGAGAUCUCCCGCCUCAUCUACCACUACGUGCCCAAAGCCACCUUGGAAAGCAAUGCCGGAGCAGAGCUCUCCUUCAUCCUCCCCAAAGAAAGCACACACCGGUUUGAGGCGCUGUUCACACAGCUGGAGUUACGGCGAGAAGAGCUGGGCAUUGCCAGUUACGGAGCCUCCGUCACCACCAUGGAGGAGGUUUUCCUCAGGGUCGGCAAGCUGGUGGAUUCCAGCAUGGACAUCCAAGCCAUCCAGUUGCCGGCCCUGCAAUACCAGCACGAGCGGCGCUGCAACGACUGGGCCAUGGACGACUCCAGCAGCCUGAGCGGGAUGACGGACAUGACCGACGACAGCGGGGCCCUCAUCACCGAAGACUGCCCCAACGUCAAGCUGAACACCGCGUUCUACCUCUGCUGCCAGCAGUUCUACGCCAUGUUUAUGAAGAGAGCUGUGUACAGUUGGCGCAACUGGAAGAUGGUGGCGGCGCAGUUCCUGGUGCCUCUGAUUUUCACUGCCUUUGCCCUGGUUGUGGCCAAGACGUUCCCGGGGCCUCGGGACUCUUCGCUGCUGAAGCUGACCUUAAAUCCGUACGGCCAAACGACGGUGCCUUUCUCCACCUCGCAAGGAUCCAGCUUGGCCCAGAGGCUGGCGGCACACUAUCAGGAGACCGUGGAAGCUCAGCAUCAAGUGCCGUUGGAGGUGGUGGGUAACCUGCAGGAAUACCUGAUUUCCCGGGCGUCGGACGAGGGCGGGGCCUUCAACGAGCACUACCUUGCGGCCGCUUCGUUUGAGGAAACCGAGGACCAAGUGCAAGUCACGGCUCUCUUCAACAACCAGGCCUUCCACUCUUCCGCCGCUGCGCUGCUCCUGGCAGACAACGCCUUGCUGAAGCUCUUCGCUGGUCCCAACGCUUCCAUCACCGUCGCCAACUACCCACAGCCUCGCAACGUCACAGAGACAGCAAAGGACCAGCUCAUGGAAGGCCAGACGGGCUUUGCCAUUGCAAUCAACCUUCUCUAUGGGAUGGCUUCCUUGUCCAGCACCUUUGCCGUCCUGCUGGUCAGCGAGAGGGCCAUCAAGGCCAAGCACGUCCAGUUUGUCAGCGGGGUCUAUGUCGCCAACUUCUGGCUCUCAGCUCUCCUCUGGGACCUCAUCAACUUCCUCACCCCAUGCGUGCUCAUGUUGGUGAUCUUCCAAGCGUUUGACGUGAAGGCUUUCACGCAGGACAGCCACCUCGUGGACGUGAUGCAGGUCUUCCUCCUUUACGGCUGGGCCAUCAUCCCCCUCAUGUACCUCCUCAGCUUCUUCUUCUCCGUCGCUUCCACCGCCUACACCCGCCUCACCAUCUUCAACAUCCUCUCGGGAACGGCCACGUUCUUGGCCGUUACCAUCAUGAGCAUCCCAGAACUCGGGAUGGUGGAUCUCUCCAAACUGCUGAAUAAAAUAUUUUUGGUCCUGCCCAACUAUUGCUUGGGACAAAGCAUCAGUGAAUUUUAUCAGAAUUACGAGUUUAUUCAGUUCUGCACCUCCUCCUUUGAGGCUGUCGUCAUCUGCAAAGUGUUUAAUAUUACUUACCAAGCCAAUUACUUUGCCUGGGAGAGCCCCGGGAUUGGCAAAUACCUGACGGCUAUGGCUUCGCAGGGUCUCGCUUUCCUCCUCCUCCUGUUUCUCAUUGAGACCAACCUUCUUUGGAGACUGAGGAAUCUACUUUGUGGGAUGCAUCGGAGGCGGAAAUGGGUGAUGAUGCUGAAUCGAGUUCCCGUAUUGCCAGAAGACCGGGACGUGGCUGACGAGAGGAAAAAGGUUCUAGAAUCGCCAACUGCGUCGCUGUCAUCCUUGAAUAGUCCCCUUGUCAUCAAAGAACUGACCAAGGUGUACAGCAGCAGGGACCUGUGCCUGGCGGUGGACCGGAUCUCCCUGGCCGUCAACAAGGGCGAGUGCUUUGGCCUGCUGGGCUUCAACGGGGCCGGCAAGACCACCACCUUCAAGAUGCUGACCGGGGACGAGAGCAUCACGGCCGGAGACGCCUACGUGGACGGGCACAGCAUCCUGGCCAACAUCAAAAAGGCCCAGCGGCGCAUUGGCUACUGCCCGCAGUUCGAUGCCCUCUUGGACCACAUGACCGGGAGAGAGACCCUGAGCAUGUAUGCCCGGCUGCGGGGCAUCCCGGAGCGCUACAUCGGCAACUGCGUGGAGAACAUGCUCCGAGGGUUGCUGCUGGAGCCCCACGCAAACAAGCUUGUCCGGACAUACAGCGGGGGCAACAAACGGAAGCUGAGUGCUGGCAUCGCGCUGAUUGGCGGCCCGCCCGUCAUCUUCCUGGAUGAGCCUUCCACCGGGAUGGACCCUGUGGCCAGGCGACUGCUGUGGGACGCGGUGGCCAGGACGCGGGAGUGCGGCAAGUCCAUCAUCAUCACCUCUCACAGCAUGGAGGAGUGCGAGGCCCUGUGCACCCGGCUGGCCAUCAUGGUCAAUGGGCAGUUCAAGUGCCUGGGCAGCCCCCAGCACCUCAAGAGCAAAUUUGGCAGUGGGUACACGCUCCUGGCCAAAACCCACAGCGACGAGGAAGACAACCUGCAGGCCUUCAAAACGUUUGUGGAGAAAACCUUCCCAGGGAGCGUCCUAAAACACGAGCACCAAGGCAUGGUGCAUUAUCACCUCACCAAUAAGAACCUCAGUUGGGCACAGGUGUUUGGAGCCCUGGAAAAAGCCAAAGAGAAGUACUGCGUGGAAGAUUACUCCGUCAGCCAAAUCUCCUUGGAGCAAGUCUUCAUGAGCUUCACGCGCUUCCAGCACUACACAGAGGAUCGAGGGAAAUGAGCCGGGCGCAAGGGCUUCUCUCUCUCGCCACUGACUCAGCGGUUGGAACCCGCUGCCUAUAUAUAUAGUAUACAUAGAGACAGUAAUUUAUAUCUCAACGACGUCUUCAACCAUGCAUCCGAGGGCCAUGGCGCAAGGAUGUGCCUGUUCGCAUGUGCAAGGAGGAAUGUCCUUCUCGAGGCAUCCGACAUCUUUCGCUCCGUUUUCACAGCGUCCUUUGCGUCCGCCGGAUCGGUGUCGGUGUCAUUGGUCUUCGCAUGCUCCUUGUACGGGGCGCUGGCAACGCACACAUCCGUACGGCUGCGACUCGCGUCUGUAUGUGCAAAAUCCCUGUGGCAUAUCCGUGUGAAUGAAUGCUGCCGUCCACUGUUCACUUCCAAGGAAACAAGGGAGAGGACCAAGAGGGUGCGGAACCAACCACGUCUCCCAUUCUGGGUUGCAUUGCUUCCAGGGCAUUGGACGUUGGGCUAGGGAUGCUGUCGGGUUCUCUUCUCCCAGUUGUGCUGUGGGUCAGUCUUCCACCAGAAAAAGCACCAAGACACACACUGGUAGAUUCCAACAGGUUUUACUGCACAGAAUACCAGAACUUUCUCUUAGGCCCAUUUAUAUAGGGGCUCUCACAUACCAGAGGGUAAUUGAGGUUUUAUGGAUUAUUAGGUUCCCUUCUCUCAGUUGUGCUGUGGGUCAGUCUUCCACCAGAAAAAGCACCAAGACACACGCUGGUAGAUUCCAACAGGUUUUUUUGUACAGAAUACCGGAACCUUCUCUUAGGCCCAUUUAUAUAGGGGCUCUCACAUACCAGAGGGUAAUUGAGGUUUUAUGGAUUAUUAGGUUCCCUUCUCUCAGUUGUGCUGUGAGUCAGUCUUCAACCAGAAAAAGCACCAAGACACACGCUGGUAGAUUCCAACAGGUUUUUUUGUACAGAAUACCGGAACCUUCUCUUAGGCCCAUUUAUAUAGGGGCUCUCACAUACCAGAGGGUAAUUGAGGUUUUAUGGAUUAUUAGGUUCCCUUCUCUCAGUUGUGCUGUGGGUCAGUCUUCCACCAGAAAAAGCACGAAGACACACGCUGGUAGAUUCCAACAGGUUUUAUUGUACAGAAUACCGGAACCUUCUCUUUGGCCCAUUUAUAUAGGGGCUCUCACAUACCAGAGGGUAAUUGAGGUUUUAUGGCUGGCCCGUUUUAUGGCUGGCAUCUGUUCUUUGUCAGCCGACCAGAGAUAAUAAUAAUAAUAAUAAACUUUAUUUAUACCCCGCCACCAUCUUCCCAACGGGGACUCGGGGCGGCUUACAUGGGGCCAUGCCCAGAAUAAUACAAUAUCACAGAAUAUAAAUAGAACAACAAAUCAUAACACAUUAAACAAUACAAUAAAAGAUAAUAUACACUACAUAUACAGAUGUCAAAGAUUGGAGAUCAUGACCUGUUGAAAUCUACCAGCGUGUGUCUUGGUGCUUUUUCUGGUGGAAGACUGACCCACAGCACAACUGGGAGAAGAGAACCUGACAAUUUGUACAGAAUACCAGAACCUUCUCUUUGGCCCAUUUAUAUAGGGGCUCUCACAUACCAGAGGGUGAUUGAGGUUUUAUGGCUGGCCCGUUUUAUGGCUGGCAUCUGUUCUUUGUCAGCUGACCGGAAAUGUCAAAGAUUGGAGAUCAUGACAGAUGCCUCUUGCUAUGGGGAGAGGCGGAAUUGGCAUUUCAGAGGGAACAUUCUCUGCAUCUGCGUAUUUCUACGUCCAUUUCCCUCUUCAUUUAGUUCACUCGAGUUGCCAUUCCAAAAUAGCUGCCCAGGCUUCUCGAACUUCGCUCUCGCAAAAACUUUGAAGUUCAGCACCUCUGAUUCCCAGACGGUAUAAGUCCCUCCAAAAAAAAAGAACAAAGUUUAAGAGCUACUGUGUUGUCAAACUACUGGUUCGAAGGGUGUUGUUUAUACGAGGGUUGAAUGAAAAGUAAUGCCUCCACCUUCGUUGCUUCGUUUUGGAUGGGAAUAUUUUAAUAAAUCAAAUGCAGAAAUAAUCCUUAGAAUUACCUCACAACCUCUGAGGAUGCCUGCCAUAGAUGUGGGCGAAACGUCAGGAGAUAAUACUUCUGGAACAUGGACGUACAGCCCAGAAAACACACAACAACCCUGUGAUCCCGGCCAUGAAAGCCUUUGAUAACACAAUCCUUAGAAUGUGCUCUUUAACGACCACUAUUCACUUUUCCACAUCAUUACCAGACAAUUGGAUACAUUUCUGCCAUGUUUUCUGAAGGCAUCACGGAAGAAGUCGACACUCUGUUUCCUCAACCAGCGUCUCGCAAGACCCAUUGUGCACAGAUCUUCUGAUAGCCAAGCAAAGCAAUAAUGUGACCCACACGUUCUUGGGAAAUGCCAAUUAUGCUUGAAAUUUCUCUCUGAGUGAUACGGCGGUCGUCUUGAAUCAAUCUGUCAACCUUUUGCUUGUGAAACUCGGUGGUUGCUGUCACAGGAUGUCCACGCAAGCCAAAUGUUCCCACCUCAACAUCUUGAAACUUACUCGCCCAACGACACACAGGACUCACAUCAACACAAUCCCCAUAAACAGCUGGCAUUCUCGGAUGAAUCUCCUUUGGGGUGACACCUUCUGCCGUCAAGAAUUCAAUGACUGCACGUUGCUUAAGUCGCAUUGACCGACCGUCUGCACAGGGUUCCAUACUUCACACUUUAACAACACAACCGUUCCAUGCUAAGGCUUCCCCGUCUGCGCAGGGUUCCAUACUUCACACUUUAACAACACAACCGUUCCAUGCUAAGGCUUCCCCGUCUGCGCAGGGUUCCAUACUUUGCCCUUUAACAACACAACCGUUCAAUGCUAAGGCUUCUCCGUCUACGCAGGGUUCCAUACUUCGCCCUUUAACAACACAACCGUUCAGUGCUAAGGCUUCCCCGUCUGCGCAGGGUUCCAUACUUCGCUCUUUAACAACACAGCCGUUCAAUGCUAAGGCUUCCCCGUCUGCGCAGGGUUCCCUACUUUGUACUUUAACAACACAACUGUCCAAUGCUAAGGCUUCUCCGUCUGCACAGGGUUCCAUACUUCGCUCUUUAACAACACAACCGUUCAAUGCUAAGGCUUCCCACCAAAUGGGACUGUAGAGGAGAGUCUGCUGAACAAACCAGUACCUGCCGCAGACCAGGACUGCCAUCUGUUGAGUUACGAAGGUGGAGGCAUUACUUUUCAUUCAACCCUCAUAGCUUAGAGCAUGCAUGGGCCAACUUGGGCCCUUCCUCCAGGUGUUUUGGACUUCAACUCCCACAAUUCGUGGCUCACCCACAGCCGCCAAGCAGCAUACUGGGAACGAUGGGAGUUGUAAGCGGGAGAACGAAGCUUGUUAAGCACCUUGAUAAAGAGAAAUCCAUGCUCUACAAAGGGAAGGCGAUCCAUAUCCCUCCACAGAUGAAUUAACUCCACAAUUUCUCAACAACGACGUACCCAAGCUCCAUGAAAUAUUCCUGGUUCGGUCACUAAGUAUAUAAAAGUAGUUGUUGCGGUAGAAUAAUCGAUUCAUUGUUUAACAGAAAGUGGUGAUUCUCUACAGAAUUAGAAUAUCCAUCUUUCACGGUUAGCAUUGCGCUGCAAAAAGUUUUCAGGGUCAAACCUGAGCAGCUUUCUGCAAAAGCCAAAUAUAUAGGCUGAGUUUCCAGAAAGAAAAGACAAGAACUUUUCCUGUGGAUGGUGUGUCGCGCCGUUUUGAGUCCCCAAAUACUUAGAGGAGACUCCCUAAACCAAUAGGGUUUUCCUCUGUGUCGGCUGUGCAUCUAAUACGUGGCUCCAGCGGGGACAUCUGUCCAUCAAAAGGGCAUUUCUGUCUGUCUUGUUUGAUGUGUUUUUAAGGAAGGAAGGCAUUGAAAUUUAGGAGACGUUUGGCCUAUUUUAAUAGGAAUAACAUGCUGAAGUUGUGCACCUCUGAGGCUUACUAGGAUCUCAGAGCAUUGGCUUGCUGCUGAGUUAUGGGUUGCUCCAAUCUGUCAAUUUGCAACCUUUUUUGGUUCUAAAAUGAUCAGUGAGUAUACUAAGGAAAUGCACGGAGGAGUAGAUUCAAGACCAGAAAAGGGCGAGGAGGAUGCUUCAUGUUAUCAUUGAAUUGUGAUGAAUGUGGCUGCCCUUGGGAGUGAUGACGCCUUUCAUCGGAAGAUAAACAAACCCAUGGUCACUCAUCCAGGGCCAUUGCUCCCCAAGGCUAUUUUCAACCUCCAUAAAACGGACCACUGCUUUCGUCUGCUUGCAUUCUUAGAAGUAACCCAACUAUGCACCUCCUAAUGGUUCUUCUUCAAGUCCUUCCCUCCAGUGAGGAGCCAGGCAUUAUUUCCUGGUUGGGUCUUCUUGCGGCUCCGUCAUCUCCUGCUGCCUUGUUAUUAGCAAUGCUUCUUAAGGCCCAUUUAACCUCACUCCUCAGAAUGUCUUGUUCGAAUUCACUCACAACAUCGUCAAAGCUAUCGUCUAUAUUAUUAUCCUUCCUAUACAGCUCUUCUGUAUAGUCUUGUCACCUUCUCUUCAGCUGCGAUCCCGGCGUCUCCUGCUGCCUUAUUAGCAAUGCUUCUUAAGGCCCAUUUAACCUCACUCCUCAGGAUGUUUGGUUCUAAUUCACUCACCACACCGUCAAAACUAUCCUCUAUAUUAUUAUCCUUCCUAUACAGAUCUUCUGUAUAGUCUUGCAACCUUCUCUUGAUCUCUUCAGCUGAGAUCCCGUCAUCUCCUGCUGCCUUAUUAGCAAUGCUUCUUAAGGCCCAUUUAACCUCAUUCCUCAGGAUGUCUGGUUCUAAUUCACUCACCACACCGUCAAAGCUAUCCUCUAUAUUAUUAUCCUUCCUAUACAGAUCUUCUGUAUAGUCUUGCCACCUUCUCUUGAUCUCUUCAGCUUUUUCUCUUCAGUUGGGAUCCCGUCGUUUCCUACUGCCUUGUUAUUAGCAAUGCUUCUUAAGGCCCAUUCAUCCUCACUCCUCAGGAUAUCUGCUUCUAAUUCACUCACCACACCGUCAAAGCUAUAUUAUUAUCCUUCCUAUACAGAUCUUCUGUAUUGUCUUGCCACCUUCUCUUGGUCUCUUCAGCUUUUUCUCUUCAGCUGGGAUCCCAGUGUCUCCUACUGCCUUGUUAUUAGCAAUGCAUCUUAAGGCCCAUUCAACCUCACUCCUCAGGAUGUCUGAUUCUAAUUCACUCACCAUCUUCUAAUUCUCGCCACCUUUUCUUGAUCUCUUCAGCUUCUGUUAGGUCCUGGCCAUCUUUGCUUUUGAUCAUUUCUAUAGAGAACAUUAAUUAAUGGCUGUUCCUUCCAUCAACUUUUUGCUUUGUCUUCCUUUCCCAGCUGUGUCUGUUGCGAUCGUCACAUUCCGUCCAGUUGAGUCGGGACCGCAUUCCAUUAAUUUAUUUGGAGAGGUUUAUCAGAAGGUUCUCCUUGAAACAAAACUCUCUCAUUUUGGGGUCUGACUUCCCUCAUGUCCUGCUGACCUGGAAACCUUGCACAUUGUUUCAAAGCAGUGACAUUGCCUUGUUAGCCCUUUCCAUCCAUAGAAGCCUACUUAGCCCUUGGUGGAAAUCCCAGCCCGAAAAAUGGCCUCUUUUCGGAGACAACGGCCAGUUGCAAUUCAUGGCUCCACCUCUUGCAGCGUUUCAUUUGACGCACAUCCUAUGGCGGGAGGGAGCUUUUUCCUCCAUCCUUUGCUUUACUAUAUAUUUUUAAAAGGACUAGCUGUGCCCGACUACGUGUUGCUGUGGCUUAUGGGAAUGCUUUGUUGGCCAGGUGGAAUAGCAGUGAAUAGCCUUGCAGCCUCAAAAGCCUGAACCCUGGCUGUACCCUGGUGCCAUUGUGGCUGAGGAGGUUGCUAGGAGACAAAGUGGGCAGGGCCUAAAGGGGGUAGCGCCUACCCUUCUGACCAGCAACCAGGGUUGAAAACAGCUCUUCCUCGUUCUCUAAUUUGGACUUUAUUUUCCAGGUUUUUAUUGUUUGAAAGACAUAGAUUGGAUGACUAUGUCUUUUGUGGCCAAAUUUGGCGUGAUUUGGCUCAUUGGUUUUGUUGUUUACUCAGUCCUACAAACGAAUAUUGCAUUUUUAUAUACGAGGGUUAUCCAGAAAAUAGAUUGCGUUUUGGAAUUAAAAAUGAACGAAGUAUAGGAGAAAACAUUUACCAUAUGCAGUUGAAAACCACACCCAAAUACCACUUCUCAACAUAGUCGCCAUUCAAAUCUAGGCACUUACCAUAGUGAUGAAUGAGCUUGGCAACUCCUUCCCCACAAAACUCUGCCACUUGCGUCCUCAACCAGCCGGCAACACAGCGUUUUGCCACACCCAAAUACCACUUCUCAACAUAGUCGCCAUUCAAAUCUAGGCACUUACCAUAGUGAUGAAUGAGCUUGGCAACUCCUUCCCCACCAAACUCUGCCGCUUGUGUCCUCAACCAGCCGGUCACCCCUUCCUGAAGCUGUGCAUCGUCGCCAAAAUGCUGCGUUGAGGACGCAAGUGGCAGAGUUUGGUGGGGAAGGAGUUGCCAAACUCAUUCAUCACUAUGAUAAGUGCCUAGAUUUGAAUGGCGACUAUGCUAGGCAUUCAUCAUAGCGAUGAAUGAGCUUGGCAACUCCUUCCCCACCAAACUCUGCCGCUUGUGUCCUCAACCAGCCGGUCCCCUCUUUCCGCAGCUGCGCAUCGUCGCCAAAACACUGCGUUGAGGACGCAAGUGGCAGAGUUUGGUGGGGGAGGAGUUGCCAAGCUCAUUUCCUUACCCGUCUAUUGCUAUCAGUGAUUUUUAAACUUCCAGGGAUUUCUUAAUACCCUGUUAAUGCAGAAAGUGAGGCUUCGAUGGACCCUUCCCUCCCAUGCAUCUGCUCUCAGGUGCAAUGUUUUAUGUCCAGGAUAGAGACCGUGGUCCAGAUCCUUCACGGCUUCAAACAUCAUGUGGAUUUCUGCUCUUGCAUUACGUUUCCACUGAACAACCCCUGGAAUGGAUGCUACGUGUUUGUAUGAGUAGUAUUUGUACAUUAAGUGAAGGUUGAUGUGCAACGGACGUGUGCCAUCACACUGCACGUAGAACCAUUGUCGGCUGGAUACAACCACGAUUUGCCCAUGUCAUCAACAAGGUGCUAGCCCUGGUGGCAAACUGCAACUCCCAGCAUCCAGCUGUGCUGGCAAGGGCUGAUGGGAUUUGCAGUCCAAUGACAUCUGGAGAGGCCUUUGGUCCAUCCCUGGUCCGUACUGCUUGGAGUGUCCCAAAUGUGUAAAUGGUUGGCAUUAUUAUUAUGUUUGUACUUUUUGUUCCUUUGCUUAUACCACAUACCGUCCUCUUGCACAAACCACUGCUGUUUUGCACAGUCUGAGUGUAUCUCUGUGUAUGUUUGUAUGUAUGGAUCCUGUGUGUGUUCGGACAUUUCUCUGCACCAACACUUUGCCCCAGACAGGAUUAUGUAGCGACUCUUUUCAUUCGAUGAGCAGAAGCAAAACGCUCGUCUUUGCAAAGGUCUUGUAAUCUACAAGCCCCUGUGUGAUUUCUGCCCCGUAUUUCACUUCCAAGUUUUGUUCCUGUUUUAUGGGGAAGAGGUUUGUGUUUGUGUGUUUUGAAAGACUAGGAUAACGCAGGCUGCGGGCCAAGGGCUCGUCCGUGUCUGAGACCAAUACGUUGGUGCGCCCGUCCACUCUUUGGUGGCUCAUGUACUGCAUUGGCUGUUGUGGUUACAUUCCGCCCCAUCUCGAAAAAAUAAAUUGAAUUUUCAAA